Molecule: messenger RNA, 465 nt
Organism: Opisthorchis viverrini
Lineage: Eukaryota; Metazoa; Platyhelminthes; Trematoda; Opisthorchiida; Opisthorchiidae
Exons: 1
Coding region: 1-465 (154 amino acids)
Source: RefSeq, a predicted model, not a curated record
AUGGAUACACUUCGAAUGAACACAGCUGGGAAGCGAGUUAACCAUGUGGGGAAAAUAGCACACUACCCGAUCAAACAAGAAGUCCUGACGGACAAAAAGAGAUCCAUUUCGAAGAUCUAUGGUGGCUGCGGAACGAAGCCAACAGUUCACAAGCUUCCACAGUGCCGUGUAAUCGUGUUGCCAGUCACUGCGGACGGAAUGAAUACAGGUUCCUUCUGCGAUGGUGAGGGGAAAGGAGUGUGUGAGAAAUAUUUUGGUGCAUUAUUCAAACGCGUUUCAGAUUCGCGCCGAUGUGGACCACGCUGUAUCGUGAUUUGGGUUGUUCCACGCACAAGUGAACGGAAAACCCAGAGAGCUACAACAUUCGUCGGCCUACCAGACGGCAACACAUAUGGAGUUACUUUUGUGGUUCUAAAUUCAGCGUACACCCGCUUGGGGUACUCGAAGUUUUAUUUGAGAAGCUAA